Penicillium digitatum Pd1 is the source of this 1347-nucleotide messenger RNA. The record is from RefSeq and is a predicted model, not a curated record. Lineage: Eukaryota; Fungi; Ascomycota; Eurotiomycetes; Eurotiales; Aspergillaceae.
AUGCUCUCGGGGGUUCUCAUAUUUAAUCAGAAGGGCGAAAACCUCAUUUUUCGCGCCUUCCGCAACGAUUGUCGUCCGAGACUAGCCGACAUCUUCCGCAUUCAAGUCAUCUCCAAUCCCCAGGUGCGCUCGCCGAUCCUGACCUUGGGCUCGACGACCUUUAGCCAUGUCAAGCACGAAAACAUCUAUUUGGUAGCUGUCACCAAGAGCAAUGCCAAUGCCGCAUUGGUUUUUGAGUUCCUGUACCGGCUGGUCAUGCUGGGCAAGAGCUAUUUUGGGAAGUUAGACGAGGAAGCCGUGAAGAACAACUUCGUCCUGAUUUACGAACUGCUUGAUGCCGGUGAACCAGAAAUUCUCGACUUCGGAUACCCCCAGAACACCGAUCCAGAUACCCUGAAAAUGUACAUCACAACGGAAGGCGUCAAAUCCGCCAUCGCCAAUUCCUCAACAGACUCCUCCCGAAUCACCCAACAAGCGACAGGCGCUCUUUCCUGGCGCCGUUCCGACAUAAAAUACCGCAAAAACGAAGCCUUCGUCGACGUAAUCGAAGACGUGAACCUCCUGAUGUCCGCAACAGGCACCGUCCUCCGCGCCGAUGUCAACGGCCAGAUUGUCAUGCGCGCCUACCUAAGCGGCACGCCCGAAUGCAAAUUUGGCCUGAACGACCGACUCCUCCUAGACACCGGCGAGACCUCCAGCAACACGAACAACCCGGGCGAGGGUAACGGACUCAGCACAUCCAGGGCCACGCGCGCUGCGGCAGGCUCCGUCACGCUGGAAGACUGCCAGUUCCACCAGUGUGUGAAACUGGGUCGGUUCGACGCAGACCGCAUCAUCUCCUUCGUGCCGCCGGACGGCGAGUUCGAGCUGAUGCGCUACCGCGCAACCGAGAACGUCAACUUGCCUUUCAAGGUGCAUCCGAUUGUGCGCGAGAUCGGUACCACAAAGGUUGAAUAUAGCGUUGCCAUCAAGGCGAAUUACAGCUCCAAGCUUUUCGCUACCAAUGUUGUUAUUCGUAUCCCCACGCCGCUUAAUACUGCCAAGACGACGGAGCGCACCAGCCAGGGCCGCGCCAAGUAUGAGCCCGAGCAGAACAAUAUCGUUUGGAAGAUUGCGCGUUUCUCUGGACAGUCGGAGUAUGUGCUUAAUGCUGAGGCAACGCUUACGACCAUGACGCAUCAGAAAGCUUGGAGUCGUCCGCCGUUAAGUAUUUCGUUUAGUUUGCUUAUGUUUACCUCUUCGGGUUUGCUGGUACGCUAUCUGAAGGUCUUUGAGAAGAGUAACUACAGCUCUGUCAAGUGGGUGCGCUAUAUGACUCGCGCCGGCAGCUAUGAGAUUCGAUUCUGA